ACCUGUCUUCUGUUCCUCCUCUCCUCCUCCUCUCCUCUACCUGUCUUCUGUUCCUCCUCUCUCCUCCUCUCUACCUGUCUUCUGUUCCUCCUCUCCUCCUCCUCUCUUCUACCCGUCUUCUGUUCCUCCUCUCCUCCUCCUUUCCUCUGCCCAUCCUGGAGAUCACCAAGACGUUUGAGGUUAGGUUAGGCUGUCCUUGCCUAAGAAAGACAGAUGUACAAACACACUAGACUGCAGCAGAACCUGUCAUCAUGGUCAACCACUGUGCCUUACACUAUGUCAUUACUUUAAUCUCUCAGAUCAAUGUGAUUUAAAUGUGUACUUUUAAAGUUCCCUAUUAAUAUCUUAGAAAUGGACAUUUUAGAUGGGUGAGUUUGGUUAGGAGAUAUGUAAAGAUAUACAUUUGAAUAUAACUAUGGAUAAUGUUCAACUCUCUUAUGGGUGUGUAUAAACAGAUAGUGGGGGUUUUUAUAGUGCCAUUUUGUGGUGUUUCAAGAAUAUGACAGAUCUCUCUUUCUACAUAUCCUGUAUGACCGAAGAUAUUGUAAGGUAUUAGACAACCAAUUUAGACUGAGGAGACAUGCAAAGAAUAUCAUUGAUUGAUAUAUACUUGUCAUUCCUCCCAUGUCGUGCUUUUAUUCAUGUUAUCAAGGGUGUUUUCCAAUAUAGAAGAAGAUUGGUUGUAAAUGUUCAUGUUUGAGGUACUACAAACUAUUUUUUAUAAAUCCGUACAUUGGUCUCCUCUUGUUUUAAAUAUGUAAAUGAUUUGAAAAUGACAUCUAAAGAGUUCAUGCGUGAGAUAUAGAGAUCGAAUGAUAUGUCAGUGUGUGUGUGUGUGUGUGUGUGUGUGUGUGUGUGUGUGUGUGUGUGUGUGUGUGUGUGUGUGUGUGUGUUUUAGCGCCAGCGAACCAGGGGUGUUUAAAACUGCACCCAGGUGUUUAAAGAGAGCAGGACCGGGGCUGAGGUGAAUCACUCAUAAAUCCAUAGAGUCAUCCUGGGUUACACCUAUAUGAGAGAGAGAGAGACGGGGAGAGAGAGAGAGUGAGGGGGACGGGUAGAGAGAGUGAGAGAGAGGAGAAACAGAGCAAGAGAGAGGUAAAGGGGACAAAGAGGAAGAAGGAAAGGGGUCAGAGGACAGAGAGAAGGAAAGAGAAUAGAGGACUGCAGUUGAAGGAAAGAAGAAGACGGACACAACAAAACGCCUAUGAAGAGCUCUGGAAUUAAACACUAGAAGGGGCCCCAGUUACUCUAUUGGAACAGCCCAACAUUGACCUUUUGAGAGGUACCAACAAUGACCAUCCACCGUGCCAGCUGAGAACACAAGACAACCUAACCUCUGGAUACAGUCUGAGAGCUUCUGAACCACCACAAACUGACCAAUGACAACACACUGUCAACUCAGGACAUCAAGCUACUCCCAAGUCACCGCUGCGGUUCAAGUCCACUAGAAACUGAAGCGUCUGACUGUUUUUCUGUAUCGCCUGGGCUUCGUCCGGUACCCGCGGGAAGGAAAGGAUCAUGGGAGCUUGGAGGAGCUGGAGCGGGGACGUGGAAACAUCGGGAGAUAAGAGACACUCGAUGAGGUGGACUUGUCAGCCAUGUCCUGGUUCACCUUAAAGCUGCAGGUUAACAGUCGUAGUGGAACUGAAGCCACUGUUGAAGCAUCACUACACACGGCCUGUUUUCCUAUUGGAUUUAGAUUCAAUUUAGAUAAAGAGUCAGAAGGCCAAAGACGAUUUAUGUGUUUUCAAGUCAAAUUGUAUUUGUCACAUACACAGUUUCCAGCAGGUUUAAAAGGUGCAGUGACCUGCUGACGUGCUAUCUCCCUCAACAAUGCAGAACAAUGUGCUAUCUCCCUCAACAAUGCAGAACAACGUGCUAUCUCCCUCAACAAUGCAGAACAGUUGUUGUUUUUGUCUGGUUCUGUCUGUUUUUCACUGGAUCUUAUGCAGUGCACAAAGUCACUUCACAUUCUUUAUGAUUCUCUAUUCACUCCAACAUGGAGCUCUUUAAAAUCCGUUUGGAAUCCAUAAGCAACUCUUUAAAAUCUGUUUGGAAUCCAUAAGCAGCUCUUUAAAAUCCGUUUGGAAUCCAUAAGCAACUCUUUAAAAUCUGUUUGGAAUCCAUAAGCAGCUCUUUAAAAUCCGUUUGGAAUCCAUAAGCAACUCUUUAAAAUCCAUUUGGAAUCCAUAAGCAACUCUUUAAAAUCCGUUUGGAAUCCAUAAGCAACUCUUUAAAAUCCAUUUGGAAUCCAUAAGCAACUCUUUAAAAUCCGUUUGGAAUCCAUAAGCAACUCUUUAAAAUCCGUUUGGAAUCCAUAAGCAACUCUUUAAAAUCUGUUUGGAAUCCAUAAGCAACUCUUUAAAAUCCGUUUGGAAUCCAUAAGCAACUCUUUAAAAUCCAUUUGGAAUCCAUAAGCAACUCUUUAAAAUCCAUUUGGAAUCCAUAAGCAACUCUUUAAAAUCUGUUUGGAAUCCAUAAGCAACUCUUUAAAAUCUUUCUGAAUACUAAUAGUAAUAACAGUUUAUCCCAGUAAAGUGAUCACUUCAUUGUAGGGACGUGCUGGCCUUAUUUAUGAACUCAAACCUUUCCCCAACGAUGAACCAGAGCCAGACACCCAUCGUGACCUCCAUCUCACCCCAGUCAGGGCAUGGUUCUGGGGGCUCGGGCGGUGUCUCUGGAGGGGGUAGCUCCGGGGGUGGGGGUUUGUGGGUGACCUCUCUCCUCGGCGCUACCCUCCUAAUCAUGCUCGCCAUGGGGGUGGCGGGUAACAUCUACACCCUCUUCAUCAUGCGUUCCGCGGCUCUCCGCCGAUCCGGCUCUAUGUACGUCUAUAUACUCAACCUUGCCCUCGCCGACCUCCUCUACCUCUCUACGAUCCCAUUCGUCAUCUGCACCUACUUUGCUCACGAUUGGUUGUUCGGCGAGGCCGGUUGCCGGGUCCUCCUGAGUCUCGAUCUCCUCACCAUGCACGCCAGCGUCUUCGUCCUGGUCGCCAUGUCGUUGGAGCGCUACCGGGCCGUGGCGAAGCCGUUUGGCGCCCGGCGAUCCAGCACGCGAGGACGGAAGGUAGUGGCGGCCGUCAUCUGGUGCGCGGCGUUUGUCCUGACACUACCCAUGAUGAUUAUGAUACGGCUGAGGGAAGGGAAGUGGAACGCGGCCGGGAACGCCAAGCGGAUCUGUUACCCGACGUGGACCCAAGAGGCCUUCAAGGCCUACCUCACCGCCCUGUUCCUGACCAGCGUCCUCGUACCCGGUUUAGUCAUUGUUGGUCUCUACGCUGGCCUAGCACGUCGCUAUUGGACUGCUCAGGCUAGCUUGGGACGAAGCAGCCGUUCAGCGAGAAGACGAGGCUUAAAACAAAAGGUUGUAACAAUGAUUUUUUGUAUCAUUGUAGCGUACUGGGUGUGUUUCCUGCCUUUCUGGGGGUGGCAGUUGGCACAGUUAUUUUCCCCACAGUCCCUCAGGGCUCUGUCUCCUGCCACUCACAGUUACAUGAAUUUCUUUGUAACGUGUCUGACCUAUGGGAAUAGCUGCAUUAACCCUUUGUUGUACACCCUCCUGACCCGGAACUAUAAGGACUAUCUGGCUCAGAAGGGUCAGAGCACAGGGUCAAGUAGGGGAGACCCGGCAGCCGGAGCACCCCUACAGGAUCUGUAAUCAGAGUAGAGGUGACCUGGGGUCAGCAGCCGGAGCACCCCUACAGGAUCUAUAAUCAGAGUAGAGGUGACCUGGGGUCAGCAGCCGGAGCACCCCUACAGGAUCUAUAAUCAGAGUACAGGUGACCUGGGGUCAGCUGCCGAAGAACCCCUACAGGAAAUAUAGGAGAAGAGGGGGGAAGUAUUUUGAUGUGACACAAGUAGGAACUAUUAUACUUGACUUAAAUCCUUUUUAUCCUGGGGAGGAUAGGUCAUCCAUGCAGGAACUAUAAAAGAGGGGGAGUUAUUCUGACAAGAGCACUAUUCCCAAAGCAUUUCUGAUACAGCAUUUUUAUCUUUUCACUCUGAGGAGUACCUUGGAUUUGGUGAAAACAUGAGGACAUUUCUUUAUAGCUGUUGGGGCAAGAGCAGCCUCCAAAACAAACAAAUCGUUUUGUGAGUAGUUAGUGCAGCAUAAACUUGCCCCAACAACAUGGCUUACUCUAAACUCAGUAGUUUUUGUAUUUUUACAUCAUCUGAAUAUUAUUGGUAUAUAGUUAUACAGGUGUUGGAUCUUCAUUUGUGCCAGUUUGCUACAGCAGGAAAAUAACCCUGCAGCAACAGGAAAAGUGAAUUAUUAUGUGGAUUAUAAUUAAUGGACGUUUUCUGUAGGGAUUGAUAGAUUUUUCAUAAGGGAAAAUCAAGUCUGAAAUGUCAAAGUGGAAAUUACAAAUUUAAGAAACAUUUUUAUGACUCAAAGGCUUGUUAAACCUCAAACCUCUAAUUGUUUAAUUUCACACAUUACAGGAAAGUUGUCCCGCAACAGAGUGAUCAGAUUAAGAUCCUACAUCUGCAGCAAUAGCUGUUUGACAUAUAUUUUGCCAGGGGAUUCCAGUUUGCAUUCAUCAUGUAGGCUGCUGUAUUUCUUGUCACAUAUUGACAUGACAUUUAACCAGUCACUGUGUAUUUUGUUUCUUACUUCGAUGUUGUUGUCAUAUUGCCAAAAAUGUGUCAAGCUAAUGUUCUUGGUUGGUUUUUCUCAUCUUGUAUUAUUUUAUUACAUGAUUGUUCUAAUAAAGUUUUGACAGAUUGAUUUAGAGGUAAAAUGACUACGAUAUUGCCCUCUGCUGGCAAAGGUUUUAGAGUAAGUUAACUUUCACAUACAGUGUAAUGUGUGGCAAUCAUGCCAUCACAUUUAUCAGCGGUUGUAAGAAUGCACUGUGUGUCCUGUUGGUGGCUAGUUUCCUCACUCUAGGUGUCUAUGAUGGACCCCACUGACACACA
Molecule: messenger RNA, 4922 nt
Organism: Oncorhynchus mykiss (rainbow trout)
Lineage: Eukaryota; Metazoa; Chordata; Actinopteri; Salmoniformes; Salmonidae
Source: RefSeq, a predicted model, not a curated record